Molecule: messenger RNA, 182 nt
Organism: Paramecium sonneborni
Lineage: Eukaryota; Ciliophora; Oligohymenophorea; Peniculida; Parameciidae
Source: the annotation of a GenBank genome assembly
AUGGAAAUCAUAAGCUGGUGGUAUAUUCUUUCAAUCAUCAUCUUACAUAUGAAGUAAGAUAACUUAGAAUUCUUGGAAGAAAAGAGAGUCAAGGAUUUGGUUAAAAAACAUUCAGAAUUUAUUGGAUUCUCAAUUGAAUUAUAAAUAGGAAAGAAAAACAGAGAAGGAAGUUAGUAAUGAUG